Messenger RNA from Thyridium curvatum, 3525 nucleotides. RefSeq lists its product as uncharacterized. Gene Ontology annotation, biological process: nuclear-transcribed mRNA catabolic process, nonsense-mediated decay. The transcript is spliced from 4 exons. Gene Ontology annotation, molecular function: protein binding; RNA binding. Gene Ontology annotation, cellular component: cytoplasm; exon-exon junction complex. The coding region runs from base 1 to 3525 and encodes 1174 amino acids. Lineage: Eukaryota; Fungi; Ascomycota; Sordariomycetes; Thyridiales; Thyridiaceae. The record is from RefSeq and is a predicted model, not a curated record.
AUGGAUCGCCCAAGGAAGCGUGAACUCCGCGAUUUAAACGACCGCGCUUGGGCCGGCGAGACUGACCUCUUCGAGGUGAACAAGUCUCUCGAUUCGUCGCUCAAGAAGAACACUGCAUUUAUUCGCCGUCUCCGCACCGCAAUCUCUCCGGCUACCCUCAACUCCUUCCUGCAAGAGAUCAAGACCUUGAGCCUGCACAAGUACCUCUCGGAGAUCAAUUCCGCCUGCUAUGAGGGGCUUUGCAAGCUCAAGACGCCCGCCGAGGUCGAGGCGGGAGUCGAGAUCGUCAGCGCCCUCCACCAGCGGUUUGGGCCGGCCGAGUUCACCGAAUACCUGGGAUGGCUUCUCGGCAAGGGCAUGGCUACACCGGACAAGAGUCUGUUGAAGACGCUGACUGCAGAGGCGCGAGAAAAGGAGGAGAAGGAUCGCAUUGUGAGGCAGCGCGUGUUGUUGCGAGUCGUCACAGAACUCUGGCUCGUGGGCAUCUUGCGGACACUCGACGACAUUCGCCGGCCCGAUGAUGCGACCAAAGGUGCCGCCGGCAAGGCGCCCGAGAUCAAGCCUCGCAGUAACAGCUCAUCCAAGGGCGGCGGGGCUGAACCGUUCCCCCUCGAGGUCCUAAAGGACCUGCUGGGCCAUGACCGCGAACACACCAACCUGCCACUCCUCGUCACCUUUGUCAAGGCGUUCAGUUGGGACGUGCUGGGAGUGAAAACAGCGGGCUCCGAUGGUCGGAAGACUGUCGAGGAGGAUGGCGCAACUAAGGCCGCUGACGGGGCGGGCGAGCGAGAGGAGGGAGACGAUGACGCCGCUCAUCCGGGUGAUCCGCCUUUCACACCCCCCGAACUGCAGGAGCGAUUCAAGAAUAUUCUCAAGAGAUAUUUCGAGGACGUCAAAGGUCACCUCGUGCGUGACCAGAAAGCCAUCUCUAGCCAGUCACGCCGCAAUGCUGAGGCCUACGUCAAGUCCGGCGAGGUCUUUGAGGAUCGGCAAGCCAACUUUGAGAAGCAGGUCAAGGCCCAGGAACGCCUGGUCUCAAACGCCCAGGUCAUUGCAGAUGCCGUCGGCGCCGAGAUGCCCGAUCUCAAGGACGGCGAUGACCCUCUAGCCGCCACAAAUGCAUCUAUCGGUCUCGUCAAAGCCGGCGACUAUCUCCGAGGGCAAGGCGAGGCUGGCAUCUGGGAAGAUGAGGAGCAGCGUCGCUUCUACGAAAACCUGGUAGAUCUCAAAGGAAAAGUUCCAGCUAUUCUUUUGGAGGAUGUCAAGAAGAAGAAGCCAGAUACAGAUGAGCAAGUUGGCAAGAAGAUUGACCCAGCGGAGGCGGCGGAAGCUGCGAAGCCUGUUGAUACCUCUGCUGACGACCAGUCCACGGCUAUUGCCAACAAGACGAUUGGUGCGCAGGUUGACGCCCUACUUCUUCGGCUCCCUGACUUGACAAACAAAGACGCCAUUGACCAAACCGCCGUCGACUUUUGCUUCUUGAAUUCCAAAGCCUCUCGCAACAGGCUCAUCAAGGCCCUCACCGAGGUACCCAAGGGCCGUAGCGACCUGCUUCCUUGCUGGUCGCGCCUUGUUGCGACACUGGGUCAAUACAUGCCGGACAUUCCCAAAGGACUGGUCGACUACCUUGAUGCCGAGUUCCGCAGCCUCCAGCGGCGAAAGGAAAAGGACUUUCUUGGUCAGGUUCGGCUGAGCAACAUUCGGUAUCUUGCUGAGUUGACCAAAUUUGGCAUUGUACCCGAGCAUGUCGUCUUUCAUUGUCUCAAAGUCAGUCUCGAUGACUUCUCUCGGAUGAAUAUUGAAAUCAUCUGUAAUCUGCUGGAGAAUUGCGGUCGCUAUCUGUUGCGAAGUCCCGAAACUGCCCCACGAAUGCACUCUUUUCUCGAGACGUUGCAACGAAAGAAAUCGGUUCAGCACAUCGGCCAGGCCGAGCGCAUGCUCAUCGAGAAUGCUGUCUACUACGUCGACCCUCCAGAGCGGCCCGCUAUUCAGCAGAAGGAGCGGACUCCCAUGGAGCUGUUCAUUCGUAAACUUAUUUACAUUGAUCUGACCAAACGCAAUUACAGCAAGAUCCUCAAACAGAUCCGACGAUUGCACUGGGAAGAGAAGGAGGUUGUCGGCAUUCUCGAGAAGGCAUUUUCGAAGCCGGGCAAAGUCAAGUACGGUAACAUCCACUUGCUUUCGAUCCUGCUGAGUGCCCUUUACCGCUACCAUGCCGCCUUCGCCGUUCGAGUCAUUGACAACGUCCUCGAGUCUGUCUGUCUUGGGCUUGAGCAAAACGACUUUAAGUUCAACCAGCGGAGGAUUGCAGAGGUCAAAUAUCUUGGAGAGCUAUACAACUAUCGCAUGUUGGAGCAUCCCGUCAUUUUUGACACCAUGUACAAGAUCAUGACCUUUGGCCACGGAGGACCGCCAGUACCCGGGCGUGUGAACCCGUUCGACCUGCCGGACGACUUCUUCAGGAUCCGUCUCAUCGCAACCAUGCUUGAGACUUGCGGCGUCUUCUUCAACAGGGGCGCGGCUGGCAAGAAAUUGGAUUACUUCCUCUCUUUCUUCCAGUACUACAUCUUCACCAAGGAUCCGCUUCCCAUGGACAUUGAAUUCAUCGUGCAGGAUAUUUUUGCCCUCACGAGACCUCAGUGGAAGCUAGCAUCUAAUUUCGAAGAGGCUGCCAAGGCAUUUCAUCUUGCUGUGGCCCAGGAUCAAAAGUCCACGGGAGCAGACAAGGCGACUGACCAAGACGAUGGCUCCGACUCUUCAUCAUCAGAUGACGAGAACGCGGAUGAUCUUCCUGUGCCCGAGCCAGACUCUGAUGAAGAGGAAGAUGACGAGGAGGAGGAAGGCGAGGAUCUGGAACGGCAUUUGCCAUCUGGAGAAGCUGAUUCAGAAGAGGAGGCCAUCGUUGUUACUCGACAGGAAGAGGAAAUCGACCCCGAGGACGAAGCAGACUUCGAGCGUGAGUAUGCCAAAAUGAUGGCCGAGAGUCUAGAGUCGCGAAAAUUUGAGAGAAAACCACUCUUCGACGUUGCCUUGCCCGUGAGGCCGAAAGCCCGUGAGGCGAGUACUGCAACCGAAACUGGAGAGGGCGAGCCCAGCGCUGCCACUGGAACCAUGGCCUUCGCUCUCCUGACCAAACGUGGCAAUCGACAACAGACCAAAACUCUUGCACUGCCCUCGGACUCGCACUUCGCUGUGGCUCUUAAGAACCAACAGCAAGCCGAGCGAGAAGAGCAACAAAAGAUCAAAAACCUCGUGCUGAAUCUCGAUCUCGGUGAAAACGAGGACCAGGAUGGUGAACUUUCUCAACAAAUCCUUACACCAAACCCAAAUAUUCACAACAUUUCAUCUACAGGCAACGAGAAACCCAACACGUACCAUCACAACCGCUUCGACAAGCCUAGCAAGGACCGUGGACAACGAGUCCGCAAACUACAACUCAGCGACGUUGACUGGUAUGAUAGACACCCAGAGCAGACCCCCCCUCACCAGGCUUCCGAACAGCGAUCGAGCUUGUCCCCGCCCUAG